This is a messenger RNA of Gossypium arboreum, 1555 nucleotides long. RefSeq names its product peroxidase 60. The record is from RefSeq and is a predicted model, not a curated record. The coding region runs from base 343 to 1413 and encodes 356 amino acids. The transcript is spliced from 4 exons. NCBI's taxonomy places the organism in Eukaryota, Viridiplantae, Streptophyta, Magnoliopsida, Malvales, Malvaceae. Gene Ontology annotation, molecular function: peroxidase activity; heme binding. Gene Ontology annotation, cellular component: plant-type cell wall; plasmodesma. Gene Ontology annotation, biological process: response to oxidative stress; hydrogen peroxide catabolic process.
UGGACGAAAUAAAUAUUUGAAGUUCAAUGAAUUAUUCUAUUAUUUUUCGCAUAAAUGGGGUCGUUGUAUGUACUGGAUAUGCACCUUUUAAAAAUAUGCCGGCGUUGAAAAUUUCCAAAAAAAGCAACUCUUUCCAUGGAAUCUCUAAUGUUGAAACUGCCGGAUUUUGUUCAACUCCAUGGAACGCCAUUUUGCAUGUUUUGGUUAAAGGAAACAUGAGUGCACGUUUAUAAAGACAACAAAUCGGAACUAAGCUAAGCUGGCCGCUGCUUGAGGGCCAGUCGUGCCCUCCAUUAAAUUUCCUGUAGAAUUAGAAGCCAGUUUCGAUUCCUAUUUAUAAAAAUGGAUAUCUUCAUCUCAUCUGCAUUUGGAAAUUCACAGAAGAAGAAGGAAAAGAAAAUGAAGAUAUCAGCAGCAGUGGUAGCAGCUGCGUUUUCUCUAGCAUUUAGUUUCAUCCUUGUGAAUUUCACAGGCCAAUGUGACGCUGCUCUUCAACAAGGAUUUUACAAGGGUAAAUGUAAUUCACAAGAUGUUGAGGCCAUUGUUGCUUCAGUAGUUAAACGAAGAUUCAACGACAAACCAAGAGUCGCAGCUGGUCUCAUUCGUUUAUUUUUCCAUGAUUGCUUUGUCAACGGAUGUGAUGCAUCGAUUCUGCUAGACGGUGACUCCAGUGAGAAAACUGCGCCCCCAAAUCUAAGUGUCAGUGGUUAUGAUGUAAUUGAUGAAGCGAAGGGAUUACUUGAAGAAGCCUGUGCAGGAGUUGUUUCUUGUGCUGAUAUCAUCGCCAUUGCUGCUAGAGAUGCUGUACAAUUGAGUGGAGGAGGGCGAUACGAGGUUCAAACGGGAAGAAGAGAUGGUUUCGUGUCUUUGGCUUCGAAUGUAGAUCUCCCUUCUCCAAGGUUUUCGGUUUCUCAAUCUGCUGAUGCAUUUUCCAAAAAAGGGAUUGGUCUUACAGAUAUGGUUUUACUUCUUGGUGGUCACACAAUUGGGUUUACAAAUUGUUCUUUGUUUCGAGACCGUCUUUACAAUUUUGACAACACAGGGAAACCAGACCCGACUAUGGAUCCAUUAUUAGUUAUGAAACUAAGAAUAAUCUGUCCGCAAAACUCACCAGCCGACAGAACCCCUGUAAGUCUUGACCAGAAUCUUGCGAGUACAUUCAUUGUGGACAACUCCUUCUACAAGCAAAUAAGGCUAGGGAGAGGAAUUCUUCAGAUUGAUCAAGCGUUAGCCUUGGACCCAUUGACCAAUAACACAGUCGCCAGUUUAGCCAACGGCAAUGACUUCCUUGCCAGGUUCGGGCAGGCAAUGGUUAAGUUGGGAGCUGUUGAUGUUCUUACAGAUUCACAAGGGGAGAUUAGGGAAUCAUGCCAUCUAAAAAACAAACCCCGCUCUACCUUCCUUUUUGGUUGAUUUGCCUUUGAUUUUUUGUUUCUUUUCUUUAUAUAUGUUCUUUAUUUAUUAUUCUUGGUUAAAUGUUGUUUUUAUGUUCUUGGUCCUUGUUGUGUUCAACGGUACUAUUUUAUUUUAAUCAAAUAACAUGAUCGAGUUCCAC